Heterocephalus glaber (naked mole-rat) is the source of this 1642-nucleotide messenger RNA. NCBI's taxonomy places the organism in Eukaryota, Metazoa, Chordata, Mammalia, Rodentia, Bathyergidae. The record is from RefSeq and is a predicted model, not a curated record.
AUGGCCUCUAAAGAUUUUCAUUCUCUUGCAGAUACACACAACCAAAAAGGUAGAGGGCUACCUCAUUUUCUUCCUGGAGUUCCGGACCCAGGCCGAAGUUGUAUCAUCUCUUCUUCCCAUCCAGGGAACCAAGUCUGGCAGCCGGGACCCCACCCACCAAGCAGCUUCCUGACAACAGUCAGUGUCCCUCCUGGUCUAGAGUAUUUAAGCCAGUUAGACCUGAUAAUUAUACACCAGCAAGUGGAGCUUCUUGGAAUGAUUCUUGGCACUGAGACCUCCAACAAAUAUGAGAUUAAAAACAGCUUGGGACAAAGAAUCUACUUUGCAGUGGAGGAAAGCAUCUGCUUUAAUCGAACGUUCUGUUCCACACUGCGAUCCUGCACCCUGAAGAUCACAGAUAACUCAGGCCGAGAGGUGAUUACAGUAAACCGGCCCUUAAGGUGUAACAGCUGCUGGUGCCCUUGUUACCUACAAGAGUUAGAAAUACAAGCCCCUCCUGGUACUAUAGUUGCUUAUGUUGCACAGAAGUGGGACCCCUUUCAGCCUAAAUUCACAAUCCAAAAUGCAAACAAAGAAGAUAUUUUGAAAAUUGUUGGUCCCUGUGUAACAUGUGGCUGUUUUGGCGAUGUGGAUUUUAAGGUGAAAACCAUUAAUGAAAAGCUCACAGUUGGGAAGAUUUCAAAGUACUGGUCUGGAUUUGUAAAUAAUGUUUUCACAAAUGCUGACAACUUUGGAAUCCAUAUUCCUGCAGAUCUCGAUGUGACAAUUAAAGCAGCGAUGAUUGGUGCUUGUUUUCUUUUUGUAAGUAUGGUCUUAGUGAGUAUGAGUGACUUUUCUACUUCUCAUUUGUCAGUUGCUAUAGAGCCAGUCCCGGUAUGGAUCCGACUUUUGACCCACAAAGUACGUUUUUUUGCAUAGAAGGCUAGUUUAGGACUAAUCUGUUUCUGUUUCUAUUCUUCAGAAAUCAGAAUUUAGAAACCUACAUUUCUCUCCCAGGGAAGGUGACAGAAGGCUUUAAUGCCAUCACUCUGGGGGGCUGAAGCAGUAGGAUUGAACGUUUGAGACCAGGCUGGGCAAUUUAGUAAAUUAGCACAACCCUAUCUCAAGAAAAAAUAUAAAAGAGCUUAGGCUGAGUUCAAAAAGCCGGGUUGCAACCCAAGCACAGCAAAAAACAAAACCCAAAAAACCUCUACAUUUCUAAUAGGCAGCCCCUUUCAAGGACUGAGGCCCCAUGACAUCCUUCUCAUUAUUUUCUCAAAAACUGAGUUUUGCUUCCCUUUCAUUGUCAAUUUAGGUUUGGGGCAUAGUGACACUUUACCUAAAAAAUAUAUAAACAUUAAUAUUACAUGAUUCACCUUGAGUAAAGUUCAGGACUAUUUCAUUGCUUAAUAGUGAGCCAGGUUAUAUUCAGAAUAUGGAGAGUACAACUUUCUUGCCCUUCUACACUGAACACUGAUACAUUAGAUGUCACAGAUAAGUUAAUAGCUUCCAGUUGCCAUUGUUACAAAAACACAUCCCUUCCUUUCUUUCCAACUUAUAAUUUUGUUCAAAAUAUCUUUCGGUAUCUGGAGACUGGUGAAAAAAGUAAAAACAAAAAACAAAAAACUUGUGUAAAAAUACUUGGCUACGUCCUGUUCGUAAU